This is a messenger RNA of Glycine soja, 1716 nucleotides long. RefSeq lists its product as uncharacterized. The transcript is spliced from 9 exons. Bases 235 to 1410 code for a protein of 391 amino acids. The record is from RefSeq and is a predicted model, not a curated record. Gene Ontology annotation, biological process: regulation of peptide transport. NCBI's taxonomy places the organism in Eukaryota, Viridiplantae, Streptophyta, Magnoliopsida, Fabales, Fabaceae.
GCAUUAAAUACUUGGAGAGAGAAUUUUAUCUUCCAUAAUAAUCCUACUUAUUCGAUUAUAAUUGCCUCCAAUAAAGAGCACUCGUACUCUAAACCAAAAAACGAAAGCUGAAGAUAGCAAAAACCAGAGCUUGUCAAUCCCCUAGAAGAAUAUGCUGAUUUUAUAGCAAAAGUAGAGUGAGUUUCAGCUUAUAUAAAUACACAUACUAUAAGGGACUUGAGGCAAAGUUCUGCAAUGGGUUGGAGGUACAAUGCUGGGUUGGCACUGAUUGGAGCCUUUGUCUUAAUAUGGGUUGGCUCUGCAGAAAUAACUCAGAGGAUUUUUGUAGAGUAUAAACAGCCGUUUGCACUCACUUACUUUGGAGUAUCUGUGAUGGUGGUCUAUUUGCCCAUUUCAGUGUUCAAAAAGUGGAUAUGUAGCUUACUGAAAAUUUUGUUUAGAAAUUUUCAUGAGGACUACACAUUAGUUAGCACUUCCACUGGACUUGACGUCCCUUUUAAAAUCAACGGGGUUCUCCGAAAGCCAGAAACCGAUCUAAAAAGUAGUUUGAUUACUGUCGAAGAAAUUAGAGAAAGAGAAGAAGGGAUGCCUUUGGUCAAGAAAGAGGAAAACAAAAGUCCCUUGCUUGCACAAAGUUAUGGAAGUAGUUCAUGGAAAAUUGCAAAGUGUGGCUUGUACCUCACUCCAAUAUGGUUUGCACAAGAGUAUUUUUCAAACAUGGCACUUGCAAAUACCAGUGUUGCGAGUACAACGGUUCUGAGUUCCAUGUCAGGUCUCUUUACCCUUUUCUUUGGAGCCAUUCUUGGACAGGACUCAGUAAAUAUAACCAAAAUAGCAGCUGUUUUAAUCAGCAUGGCUGGUGUUGCCAUGACAACUGUUGGGAAGACUUCGGCAGCAGAUGAGAAUAUUAGUAUGACUCAAAAGCAUUCUAUCAUGGGGGACAUUUUUGCUCUACUCUCAGCAAUAUGUUAUGGUUUAUUCACAGUGCUUCUCAAGAAUUCUGUUGGAUCAGGAGAAAAGGUAGACAUGCAAAAGCUUUUUGGCUGUUUUGGUCUCUACAGUUUUCUUGGCUUUUGGUGGCUAGCAUGGCCAUUAAAUGUUGUGGGAAUUGAACCACAUUUCAAAUUUCCAAGUUCAAUGUCCACUUGGGAGAUUGUUAUUGCAAAUAGCAUUUGCUCAAGCGUGAUUUCAGAUUACUUAUGGGCACUUUCUAUAGUUUGGACAGCUCCUUUGGUUUCUACGUUGGGAAUGUCCUUGACAAUUCCCGUUGCCAUGAUAGCUGACAUGGUUAUACAUGGUCGCAAGUACUCUGCAAUGUACAUCCUUGGAUGCAUUCAGGUUUUUGCAGGAUUUACACUAGCAAACCUUUCGGGUAAGAUUUCAAGAAGUGAUACAGAGUUAAGUACGUGACGUUUUGAGAAGCAGGGGUCUUGUGUAUAUUAAACAAGGAAGAAUAUUAGUACAGCCAUGAAGUCUUAAACUCUGGGAAAUGAUGAAGAGUAUGAACUGAUCAGAGUUCGUUGUUUAUAGUGAUAGAUUUCAUAUAACACUGACUUUGGUCCAUAUACAAUGACAGUUGAAUAUAACAUAAUUCAGUGUCAUUGAAAGAAUGCUUUGAAACUGACUCAUAUAUCAAAUAAAAAAAAUAAAUAAAAACUAGGAUUGAUGGUACCAUCUAUACCUAUAUUAUAAAUUCGACUUGUCAUUUUUGAAUGA